Neospora caninum is the source of this 492-nucleotide messenger RNA. RefSeq lists its product as hypothetical. The record is from RefSeq and is a predicted model, not a curated record. Bases 1 to 492 code for a protein of 163 amino acids. The transcript is spliced from 5 exons. Gene Ontology annotation, cellular component: TRAPP complex; nucleus; cytoplasm. NCBI's taxonomy places the organism in Eukaryota, Apicomplexa, Conoidasida, Eucoccidiorida, Sarcocystidae. Gene Ontology annotation, biological process: endoplasmic reticulum to Golgi vesicle-mediated transport.
AUGGCGGUCGCUUGCGUCUGCUUCGUUGGCAAACAAAAUGAACCCCUCUCGCUUCAGGUCUUCAAUUCUGACGAUGAACUCUCGAUGCAGUUUGCCGCUUACGCAGCUCUUGACAUUGUGGAAGAGAAGGUCCAAGCUCAAGAGUCGUCGUCGCCGCCUUACGGACAAACGGGGGGAGCUGCAGCGUCCUUGCCCCCGCCAUCGGGAGACUGCUACCUCGGCGUGAUCUGCCCCGCUCUCUGCCUCAGCCGAGACUACCUUUUCUACGCAUACGUCUGCACUACAGGAGUGAAAAUUCUUGUUGCCAUCGAACAGCGAAACCAUUAUCUUCAACACGACGUACGGAAUCUCUUUCGAAGGCUUCAUCGCCUGUAUGCAGACACCAUCUGCAAUCCUUUUCUCCUCGAUACCAUCGAGACACCAAAGUUUUUGAGUGAACUCGACGCCAUCGUCGACUUCUACGGAAAAAAAUUUGAGGGUGGAGGUCACUGA